AUGGAAAGCAGUGAGGUGAACGACUCCUACAUAUCGCUGGUGUCGGACACCAAAGCACAGUUGGUUGGGCCCAGUGGUGGGCCGGUGACCUUCGAGGAGCUGGCUGUGUACUUCACGGAGGGGGAAUGGGCUCUGCUAGACCCUGCUCAGAGAGCCCUGUACAGGGAGGUCAUGCAGGAGAACUAUGCCACUGUGGCCUCAUUGGGGUUUCCAGUUUCCAAACCUGAUGUGAUCUCCCGGCUGGAACGAGGGGAAGAGCUGUGGGUCCAAGCUCUCCAGGGCUCUGAGGAAAGAGAGCUCCAGAAAGGUGCCCAGACAGGAGAUGGGAUGCUGAGUGAGAACGAGGAGAAGAGUCCCCACCUGGAAGAUGCUGAACAAGUAGAACCACAUGGGACAUUAGCAGGAAGAUCCAAAGGGAAAGUUUCUUGGAGUUGUGCAGAGGCAAAAGCCUGUGAGAGUCAGCAUAGGCCAGAGAAAAGCUUCUGUAGUGGCUCAGAUGUUAUGAGACAUGAAAGAAUGAACAUGGGAGAGAGACCCUACACAUGCCUUGAGUGUGGAAAAAGUUUUAGUCAAAGCUCAAACCUCAUCACGCAUCAGAUAAUCCACACAGGAGAGCGGCCCUACAUGUGCUCUGAGUGCAGGAAAAGUUUCAGUCGGCGCUCGGACCUGAUCAAACAUCAGAGAGUCCAUACAGGAGAGCGACCCUACACAUGCUCUGAGUGUGGGAAAAGCUUCAGCCAGAGCUCAAGCCUCAACAAACAUCAGAGAAUCCACACAGGAGAGCGUCUCUACAUGUGCCUUGAGUGCGGGAAAAGCUUUAUAAACAGAUCACACCUUCUCGCACAUCAGAGAAUCCACACAGGAGAGCGACCCUACACGUGCUCAGAGUGUGGGAACAGCUUCAAACUCCGCUCUCACCUCAUCACACAUCUGAGAGUCCACACAGGAGAGCGACCCUACACAUGCCUUCAGUGCGGGAAAAGCUUCAGCCAAAGGUCACAGCUUACUACACAUCGGAGAAUCCACACGGGAGAGCGACCCUACACAUGCUCUGAGUGCGGGAAAAGCUUCAAACACAAGUCACACAUGUUGGCACAUCAAAGAAUCCACACUGGGGAGACACCCUACACAUGCUCUGAGUGUGGGAAAAGGUUUAGUGGGAGCUCAACAUUCAGCAUACAUCAGAGAAUCCACACGGGCGAGAGACCCUACUCGUGCACAGAGUGUGGGAAAAGUUUUUGUUGGAGCUCAGCUUUUAUCAAACAUAAGAAAAUCCACACAGGAGAGCGACCCUACACGUGCUCUGAGUGCGGGAAAAGCUUCAGUCGGCGCUCGGACCUGAUCAAACAUCAGCGAGUCCACACAGGAGAGCGACCCUACAAAUGCUCCAAGUGUGGGAAAAGCUUCAGCCAGAGCUCAACCCUCAGCAAACAUCAGAGAAUCCACAUGCGAGAGCGAUCCUUCACAUGCCCCUGA
Molecule: messenger RNA, 1476 nt
Organism: Emys orbicularis (European pond turtle)
Lineage: Eukaryota; Metazoa; Chordata; Testudines; Emydidae
Product: zinc finger protein 250-like
Exons: 5
Coding region: 1-1476 (491 amino acids)
Biological process (GO): regulation of DNA-templated transcription
Source: RefSeq, a predicted model, not a curated record